CCAAAAAUGCCGUCAUUUUGCGGCCAACUCACUGAUGCGGAAGAACUUGUGCUACAUGGAUGCAUUGUUCGGGAAGGCAAAGUUUAUAUAAAUAGCAACUUGGUACGCCUUCUGACAGACGAAGAAGAGGAGAAGAUCGAGAAUCUUAUGGGCCCGUGGAUUGAGCGAACAAGAAGGAUGAAAGACAGUCCUAACAAAGAGCCAGGAUUCUCGCCUUUGCGUGACAUAUCCAUCUUUCUUGAUCGAUUCUUGAAAGUUAAUCCAGCAGUGACAAAAAGUUGUUUGGCCCGUAUAAGACUAGCAACCCAAACACAAUCCUAUCGUCUUGUGUAUUUUCACCUGGUCGCCCAGCGGAAAUGCUCAUUCACAAAAAGACAACCUUUAGAAUCCAUUCAGAUUUGCCCCAUGUUGUUUGACCCGUACAAGACUAGCAACCCAAACACAAUCCUAUCGUCUUGUGUAUUUUCACCUGAUCGCCCAGCGGAAAUGGUCAUUUACAAAAAGACAACCUUCAAAACCCAUUCAGAUUUGCCCCAUGGCACACCACUUCAACAGCCACAUCUUGGAAAUACCUCCACUACCACCACACAAAAGACUGCAAAACCUCAAGGAUUCGGCAUAAAACGACGUCCCAAGAGUCGUUGGGACGCUAAGUUCGCAAGAAGCGCUCCACCAAUGUCUAAACCAAUACUUACAAGUCAAGAAAACCAAAAAUCAAAAAUGUCAACUUCUCCCUCAGACACUGUGUCGUCCACGGGUCAAACGCUGCUGCAGCUUUUAACAAAAACCCUCACGGAUUCUGAGCUGCUACGAACACUAAGGGAAUUAGAACAAAUACCAGCUGCUGCAGCCGCACCUGCGCGACCUCCGCCAUUUGCAUCCAUGGAAGGCUACUCAAACAAAGAGGACCCCACAGUGCAAGAACCAGAUUAUCUUCCCCAUCCAGUAAUGCAGUGGUUUGCAAAAACGACAGAGGAACCGGACGAUGCACAAUUAUCCGCUCUACCGGAUGAGAUUUGCACAGCACAUAUGAAACCACCAUCAACUGGAAAUGGAAAAAGGAGGAGAGAUAUAUUCAUAUAG
Messenger RNA from Strongylus vulgaris, 1083 nucleotides. Lineage: Eukaryota; Metazoa; Nematoda; Chromadorea; Rhabditida; Strongylidae. The record is from the annotation of a GenBank genome assembly.